CCACAGAGGUACAAACAUCACUCGGAGAGAUUUCCAAAAGUGGGGAUCUUGUUCCAGUGGGGUAUUUCAACAUCCAUUUGGCCGACAAGUGACUUAUACAAGACGUAUGCAAUUGCUGAAGUUACAGGGGGCAUAGCAGUGAAUUCAACACAAGAAGCUGUUGCGGACUUUAAAACCAAAGUGACUGUCAAGUGAUCCUAUCAGUCUGCGCACAUUCAAGCCAUGGCGACAGCCCCCGCUGAGUAUGUGAUACUUGAUAUGAAUGCUAAUGGGGACUCCAAAGCAGGGAUGAGAGAGAAAAGAAAGCAUCACAUUUUAGAUCUGUUAAUGUUAAACAGACCCCUGGUGGUUUGCCUGCAAGAAUUUGUCUGGACGGGUAUUCAUUCGAGCGCAUUUAAAGACAUUGAUGUUCCCGACCAUUUUCAGUAUGAAGGCCACAAAGAAGCAGGUUUCAUAUUUGAUAUAAGGGAAAUCACAUACUCGAGGAUUGACAACAAAACAUCAGUGCGAAACAUGUAUGACAACAUGGUGGAGAGCAGUGACAUGGCCUCGGACUACUUUGAGCUGCCAAGACUUUGCGUCUAUAAAAUACAGAGCAAAGGAGCUCCUAAUUUUGAGAUCCUCUGUGCCAGUUGGCAUGGUCCUCAUAAGGUGUCUACGGAGCAAAAGCAAAAGGCCCUUGAUACGUUGGUCAAGUUUCUUCUGAAACUGAAACUGAAAGUGGAAGAGAAAGAGAAGAAUAUUCCACUCUUGCUUGGGGGUGACUUCAACAUGUCAGCAUCUGCUGUGAAGAGAAGACUCCCUUCGAAUGGCAGUCUGAUGCUACACACGCCAGAUGACUCGUCUAUAGAUAUGUUCAUCGUGAGCUCUGAUAUAGUGCAAAUAUUUAGCAUUUCAGAAGUUGAAACCAUGAAAAGAAAUUCAGCAUUUGACCAUUUGCAUCUGAAAAUAUAUUUACUCCUAAAAAAAUCAAACAGGGGACGAGCAAACAGGGGACGAAGGGCCACAAGGUUCUGAACAAACAUUGCCACCAACGAAGAAGAAAGCAUCGCCAUCAGAGGAUGAAUCCAAACAGAAAACUAAAGGCCAAGAAGGAAUGAGCCCUGAAAAAAACCCAGAGGACGAAGGGCCACAAGGUCCUCGUGAAGAACAAACAGGGGACGAAGGGCCACAAGGUUCUGAACAAACAUUGCCACCAACGAAGAAGAAAGCAUCGCCAUCAGAGGAUGAAUCCAAACAGAAAACUAAAGGCCAAGAAGGAAUGAGCCCUGAAAAACAGAGGACGAAGGGCCACAAGGUCUUCGUGAUGAACAAACAGGGGACGAAGGGCCACAAGGUUCUCCUGAAGCGGAAAGAGGGGACAGAGGACCACACGGUCCUUCUGAAGAACAUACAGCGGACGAAGGGCCACAAGGUCUUCCUGAAGCGGAAAGAGGGACGAAGGACCACUCGGUCCUCGUGAAGAACAAACAGGGGACGAAGGGCCACAAGGUUCUGAACAAACAUUGCCACCAACGAAGAAAGAAAGCAUCGCCAUCAGAGGAUGAAUCCAAGCAGAAAACUAAAGGCCAAGAAGGAAUGAGCCCUGAAAAAACAGAGGACGAAGGGCCACAAGGUCCUCAUGAAGAGCAAACAGGGGACGAAGGGCCACAAGGUUUGCUACUCUUAAAGCUCUAAAAGAGCUACUUGGGACCAAUAUAACCCAGAAUGUGGUGUUGAUUCAAAUGUAUUUGGGAACAUUUCAUAGCAUAGGGGCAUCCCUCUCAUCCUGUAUGGAGGUAUACUGAUUCAAUAAUGCAUGUAGAGGAUUCCAUCAUACAUGUGCUCAAUUUCGAAUGUUGAUCUAUGCUGAAGAAUUGUGGGAUUGGUUGGUAACU
Messenger RNA from Haliotis rubra (blacklip abalone), 1877 nucleotides. RefSeq lists its product as uncharacterized. The coding region runs from base 1097 to 1462 and encodes 121 amino acids. The transcript has 3 exons. The record is from RefSeq and is a predicted model, not a curated record. NCBI's taxonomy places the organism in Eukaryota, Metazoa, Mollusca, Gastropoda, Lepetellida, Haliotidae.